ACAAACACUGGCAUUGUCAUUGUCAUUCAAGUACAGUCUCUGUUCUCAUGUUCAGUGGCUUGCUCUCUCUUUCUCCAGGCCUCUGCCAGAAGGAAUGUUUGACCAUCAGUCUUGAGUGCAUUUUCACAGAACAGAGAUUCCAGGAUGAAGGGUGUGGUGCCACAUAUUCUUAAUGAAGAAAGUCCCUGGAAGGAGGGUCCAGCUUGCGGAUCUGAAUCACCUGCAGCAAUGUCUUCUCAGCAGCAGCAGCAGCAGCAGCAGCAGCAGCAACAGCUAUCCCAGAAGAUCCAGCAGCAGCAGAUGAAACAGCCCUGUCAGCCACCACCUGUCAAAUGUCAAGAGACGUGUGCAUCCCAAACCAAGGAUCCAUGUGCUCCCCAGACCAAGAAGCAGUAUCCACCCAAGGGCACCUCUGUCCCUGCCCAGCAGACAUGCCCCUUGGCCCAGCAAACCCCCAAGAGUAAACAGAAGUAAAGAUCAACUGGAAUACAACCUGCUUGCCACCCAGACUACCAGAUGGAUCCUUCCUUCUUCCACCUCCUCCUACUCAGGGUCCAGUGAAGCACUAUCAGAAGUUCUUCCCACUGAGACCCUACUCACACACAUCACCUUUGCCUCCAAGUCUUUUAUACCCUACCCUGACUCUCUCCUAAGUGGACAUGAAGAGGCCUCAUUCUUUCCAACCUUCAGCUUGACCACAGCUAUGCUGUAUCCAUGUCCCAAAGCAAGAAAUGUAUCUGGGUUUCUUCUAGGAUUCCACCCCGGUUAGUAGGGACACCAGAGGCUGAUGCACAGCUCCUGCCUCAUUUCCUUCCCCAGCUCCCCCUCCCUCAGUUUCUGUCUUAUUUCCUCCCCUAAUAAAUCUGUGCUUCAUGUCA
Molecule: messenger RNA, 878 nt
Organism: Phyllostomus hastatus (greater spear-nosed bat)
Lineage: Eukaryota; Metazoa; Chordata; Mammalia; Chiroptera; Phyllostomidae
Gene: SPRR4
Product: small proline rich protein 4
Exons: 3
Coding region: 145-474 (109 amino acids)
Source: RefSeq, a predicted model, not a curated record